Symbiodinium sp. CCMP2592 is the source of this 2280-nucleotide messenger RNA. Lineage: Eukaryota; Dinophyceae; Suessiales; Symbiodiniaceae. The record is from the annotation of a GenBank genome assembly.
AUGGAGGAGGGCAAGAAGCCCGCUACUGCAACAGAGCGCAUGGCGGCCACAGGCUCCUCAUUGGCACGAGGUGUUGGUGCUAAGGCAGAGGCCCCCAAGGCAAAGGCCAAGCCUGCUGCGGCGGCACCCACGAGCUCCAAGUACGCCGGCACAACGACGACCGGGCCAGUGCAGGUGGCACCCGCAAGCGUGCUGAACAUCGUGAGUGGCAAGCCCGUGCCGGCCGGAGAGACGAGUGGCACAGCCUAUGCCACCAGCACCGUAGGACCUGCCAGAGGUUAUGCCAAGGCUGCUGGUGCCGUGCUUCCCGCCACGGCGACAGGGCCCGAUGGCAAGGCGCUCGACGUGCCCAAGGCCGGACCUCCUGCAGUGGCUGUGGGCCGCGCACUGGCAGAGGGCCGCAGCCCUGCCUUCUCCAUGGCGGACGGCAAGCUCCGUGCGGCUAUUGGAAAGAAGUACCAGAUCGUCUUCGUCACGAGCGAGGUCGCACCGUUCUCCAAGACCGGAGGACUUGGAGAAGCCAUGGACGGUUUGCCGAUUGCGCUGGCAGCCCUGGGCCAUCGUUGCAUGGUGAUCUCGCCACGCUACGACCAGUACAAGGAGGCGUGGGACACCGGCUACUGGAGCUCCCUGCCGAUGGGUGGCAAGAACGAAUCCGUGCACUUCUUUCACAGCUACAAGCAGAAGGUGGACUAUGUCUUCGUCGAUCACCCGACGUUCCUAGAGAGGGUCUACGGACAGACAGGAGCCAAGUUGUACGGCCCGGAGUGGGGUCAGGACUUCGCAGACAAUCAGGCGCGAUUCGCCUAUUUCUGCAAGGCGGCAUUGAAGGCCAUUCAGGAGCUUCCUCUGGGCGGCGCCGUGUACGGUGGCGACUGCAUGGUCGUCUGCAACGACUGGCAUUCCGCCCUUGUUCCGAUGCUCAUCCACGCUGAGAAAGCCACAGGCAAGUGGCAGAACACGAAGUCCGCCUUCCUGAACCACAACGCCGUGUUCCAGGGCCGUUUCGUGCGCGAAGAAGGCUUGGCGGGCAUCUUCGGAGUGCCAGAGCGCUACAUCGACAGCAUCACCUUCAAGAUGCCCCUUCGCAUCGGAAAGUACAACGAAAAGGUCAGCUGUGUGAACUCCAUGGCGGCUGGUCUUCGAUAUGCCGACAGGGUCCUCACCGUGUCCCCGAGCUAUGCCGUGGAGUGCUGCACGGACCCGGAGAAGGGUGUUGAACUGGAAGACCUUUUCGCCCUGGGCAAGUGCACAGGAAUUCUCAACGGCGUGAAGGAAGGGGUAUCUCCCAGCGACAAGAACUUCGUCACGAAGACCAUGAUGUCGUGCGGGGUCUUUACCGCUGCCACGGCAGCGGAGGCGAAGGCUGAGCUCAAGGCCACCUACCGAGCGCAGAACAACCUCCCCGAGUCCAAGGGACCGCUGAUGUGCUUUAUUGGAAGGCUGGAUGCCCAGAAGGGCUAUGACCUGCUCCUGGAGUCCUUGGUGGAGAUCCUCGAGGACACCGAGCUCCAGGUUGUCAUCGUCGGUUCCGGCCGAGCAGACCUCGUAGCACAGACCAAGGCCGUGGAGAAGAAGUAUCCUAGCAAGUUCUUCUACGGAGGCUGGAUGGGCCCGGAGCGCUAUGCACUCCUCGCUGGUUGCGACUUCACGCUGCUGCCUUCCAGGUGGGAGCCCUGCGGCCUCGUACAGAUGGAGGCGAUGCGCAUGGGAACCCUGCCCAUCGUCGCCCCCACCGGCGGCUUGAAAGACACGGUGGAGGAUGGCCUCAACGGCAUUUGGACGGACAAGGAAAUGUCCGUCGAGGCCGUGGUAGACGAGGAGUCCGUGGCGUCGAUCUCGAAAGCGUUGAAGCGAGCUGCAGAUCUCUACAUGCAGGAGCCCGCCAAGGUCAAGGAGAUGACAAAAGCCGCGAUGGCCGCUUCUGCAGAGUUCACCUGGAGCAAUGCGGCGUUGCAAUACGAGGCCGUUUUCGAGGAGCUCGGUGUGAAGGAGAUGCUCGGGGGUGCCACUGCAAUGGUUACUCUGGAAGCCGACAAGCAGGCUCGGACAAACAUCUACUACUGCCUAUGCGUUGCACAUUCAGACUGCUUGGUAAGGUUUGCUAGAGACCCUGCAGUGAAGCUUGGUGGUGGCGGCCUUGGCCUCCUUCCGUUUCGUGCACGUGGAAAUCACGGUCUCUUGGCCGCCGAGGUCCACUAUCGGCACAUUCAGUGCCCUUGUUUUCCCCAACCGUGGCCACCAAAGCUCGUCGCCCUAUGUGCGAUUUUCGAUGAGUGA